AUGCACCAAGUGAUUCAUUACCUUCCCAUCAUCCAAGUCAUUCUCUAUUUUCCCAUCGUCCCCGUUUCCAGUGCAGGCGCAUUCGUCACAUGUUUCGUGGUGGGCUGCGUGGCAGUUGCAGCUGCGCCCUUCCCCGUGCGACCGCGUCCGUUCCUGCGUGACUCGUGCCUCUUUGCAACAGGCGUGCUGCUACUGCUCCUCAUAUACCUCUCAGGCCACGUGUACCUCUGGCAGGCAGCCGGCCUCCAUGUCCUUGUGCAUGUCCCUCGCUUCUGGCGUCUGGCGCUCUGGACACUCACCGCCUGGCUUGAAAAGCUGCGGGCGUGCCUGCACGUCAUCUUUGACCCGCUGCGCCUGGCCACCAUCCCAUCCAUCGACCCCUCCGCAUGGGACAUCCGAUACGCCACCGCCAACGUCUCUUCUGGAUAG
Molecule: messenger RNA, 429 nt
Organism: Closterium sp. Naga37s-1
Lineage: Eukaryota; Viridiplantae; Streptophyta; Zygnematophyceae; Desmidiales; Closteriaceae
Source: the annotation of a GenBank genome assembly